UUCCUCCGGGCCGAGAGCGACGGCCCGGGCGGCGGCGGCGGGCUGCAGCCGCGGCAGGGCGACAGCAUGUCCAAGCCGGUGGACCACGUCAAGCGGCCCAUGAAUGCCUUCAUGGUGUGGUCGCGGGCUCAGCGGCGCAAGAUGGCCCAGGAGAACCCCAAGAUGCACAACUCGGAGAUCAGCAAGCGCCUGGGCGCCGAGUGGAAGCUGCUCACCGAGUCGGAGAAGCGGCCGUUCAUCGACGAGGCGAAGCGCCUGCGAGCCAUGCACAUGAAGGAGCACCCCGACUACAAGUACCGGCCGCGGCGCAAGCCCAAGACGCUGCUCAAGAAGGACAAGUUCGCCUUCCCCGUGCCCUACGGCCUGGGCGGCGUGGCCGACGCCGAGCACCCGGCGCUCAAGGCGGGCGCCGGGCUGCACGCGGGCGCGGGCAGCGGCGGCCUGGUGCCCGAGUCACUGCUCGCCAAUCCCGAGAAGGCGGCCGCUGCCGCCGCAGCCGCCGCGGCGCGCGUCUUCUUCCCGCAGUCGGCGGCCGCCGCCGCCGCCGCCGCGGCCGCGGCGGCCGCCGGGAGCCCCUACUCGCUGCUUGACCUGGGCUCCAAGAUGGCAGAGAUCUCGUCGUCCUCGUCCGGCCUCCCGUACGCGUCGUCGCUGGGCUACCCGACCGCGGGCGCCGGCGCCUUCCACGGCGCGGCGGCGGCGGCUGCAGCGGCGGCCGCGGCCGCCGGGGGGCACACGCACUCGCACCCCAGCCCGGGCAACCCGGGCUACAUGAUCCCGUGCAACUGCAGCGCGUGGCCCAGCCCCGGGCUGCAGCCGCCGCUCGCCUACAUCCUGCUGCCGGGCAUGGGCAAGCCCCAGCUAGACCCCUACCCCGCGGCCUACGCCGCCGCGCUAUGACCCCCGCGGGGCGGCCUUGCCGGGACCGGUGUGCCCACGUGUACAUAUGUAUAGGUACGAGCUCUGCGGCCUCCCCAAGCGCCCUCCCGCGACGGGGGCCCCCCGGUGUGUGUGUACAUAAGGUGUAUAGGUGCCAGUCGGGGCGCGAGUGGCCGAGCGCGCGAAUACGCGGGCGAGUGUGCGUGUGAAUUGACAGGAUCCUUUCAGACCUGCACCCCGCAGACAACUUUCAAGAGGGCAGUUGUAUCCGGCAGCGGUGGCUGUUCGCUUUGCACUUCGGAACCUGUUGCGUUUUGGCCCACAGAGGUGGAGGAAUAACUUUUUUUUGACAUGUUGGGCUUUCCAGCUUUCUCUGUGGGAAGUUUACUGUCGGUUUUGCUUUUGUUGCCCAUUGUUUUUCUUUUAUUAUUAUUAUUUUCUCCUGGUCUGUGUUGCAUGCACUCUGUUCAAACGUUAGGUCUGAAAUGGUUGGCACAAGGGAAAAGCUGAUCGGUGUCAUUAGUUUCUCGGAACGGGAUGGCUCUGAGCAGCCUUGCUCCCUAUUUGUACUAUUUGAACUUUGCAAAUCUCUGUUCUCUCAAGCAGAACCCCUAGACCGGAUCCAUUCUUGACCAGUGACCGGCUCGAAUCUGGCCUUUUGUGUGUGAGACGAUCACGGUUUCUUUUGUUUAUCCUGCCAUAUGCAAAUCAGACCAAGAGCUCUUUCUCAAGAGCAAGGACCGCAAACAAGAAAUGUGUGUGAAAUGAAAAGUUGUCAAUUGGAUUUUCUCCCUUAAAACAAAAAAUCUACUAGAAGUCUCCCUGAGUCCACUUGCUAGAAUUUUUGACACAGUUUACACAGAAAAAGGCAUUGUUCCUAUUUUUUCAUUAUGGCUGAGUUUCACCUUCAGAUUGUAAAUGUGUAUAUGUCCGUGAAAGCAUUGAGUCUGAAAAUGUGUUAUUUGCGUUGCCCUAAAUGUGAGUCAGUUUUCGACUCUCAAACAUUUUGAACAAAUGUCAAAGUUAACUUCUAAAAAUUGCGAGACUAUUUCAGACCCGCAAUUUUAUCUAAGAUUAAAUCAGACUUUUUUGUCUGAGUGGUAAUUAUAUAUUUAUUAUUUAGCAAAACAAAACAAAAACCAGAAUUGUUUUGACAGAUGUCUCUUCUUUCAGCUAGCAUUUCUCCACCAACUCAAACCGCUUAAAUGUGUUUUGGAGUUCCCUCCCUAAUUAGCUUAUUUUUUAGAUCACCUGCAAUUCAUUUGCAAAUGAUGAUAAAACACAUUUUAGAGAAAAGAACCUCAUUUGUAGCUUUUUUCUUUUUAAGUGUAUAUAUUUUGACUACUGUUUGUGAAUGAAGUUGGCUAACAUGUAUUUAGUUUCAUUUUGGCUUUAUGUAAUAUAAAGUUUUUAAAAGUUUAAGUAUUGGUUUUAACCUUUAUGUGUAAAUGGUUUUUCUUGUGUGAUCUUCUAAUUUAAUAUUAGACGUCUAAACUAUAUCUGUAAAUUAGAACCCGACUAUCACUCUGUUCAUUUUUUUUGAACAAAGAGUUUAAAUAAAGCCUGAACCAGGGAAAAGAGAAAAUCCUCUA
Capra hircus (goat) is the source of this 2471-nucleotide messenger RNA. It is a transcript of the gene SOX21, whose product is annotated as SRY-box 21. The record is from RefSeq and is a predicted model, not a curated record. Gene Ontology annotation, biological process: regulation of DNA-templated transcription; cell differentiation; anatomical structure morphogenesis. The transcript has a single exon. Lineage: Eukaryota; Metazoa; Chordata; Mammalia; Artiodactyla; Bovidae. Gene Ontology annotation, molecular function: RNA polymerase II cis-regulatory region sequence-specific DNA binding; DNA-binding transcription factor activity, RNA polymerase II-specific. The coding region runs from base 67 to 900 and encodes 277 amino acids.